This is a messenger RNA of Chinchilla lanigera (long-tailed chinchilla), 2076 nucleotides long. RefSeq lists its product as uncharacterized. Gene Ontology annotation, molecular function: aspartic-type endopeptidase activity. NCBI's taxonomy places the organism in Eukaryota, Metazoa, Chordata, Mammalia, Rodentia, Chinchillidae. Gene Ontology annotation, biological process: proteolysis; virion assembly. The record is from RefSeq and is a predicted model, not a curated record.
AUGGGGGUGCUACCAAGCCGGAUCACUUUACCCCUGGUAGCCACCUGUCAGGGGGCUCCCCGAGAAGAUGUGCCUCGGCCUCGACAGGCUCCCCUGCCUAGGGUAAAGACUAAAUUCUUUCUAUUCGACUUGGAGCCGUUUGUCUUCUUACCGGAUCCCCAAGCUUUGAUAUCUCUUAUUGGGACAAUAUUUGCCGCCUACCGCCCCAUCUGGGAUGACUGCCAACAGCUUUUAUGGGUCCUAUUCACUUCAGAGGAACGAGAACAUGUCUGCUCCCAUGGGCGAAAGGCCGUUCUUGGACCUGACGGCCAACCUGCCACCGAUCCUAGACUAGUAGAACAACAUUUCCCAUCUGCUCGCCCAGAUUGGAAUCCCAGUGGAAAUGCAGGUAAGGAGGCUCUCGUUCGGUAUUGCCAGACUCUUCUUGGUGCCAUUAAGGCUGCAGCCUGCAAGCCAACUAAUUUGUCUAAGGUAACUGAAGUCAGUCAGAGGCCGGAUGAGUUUCCGGCAGCGUUCCUUGAGAGCCUCCAAGAGGCUUAUUGUAUGUAUACUCCAACUGAUCUGGAGGCACCAGAAAACAGGCGAGCUCUUAACAUAGUGUUUGUUGCCCAAUCGGCCCCAGACAUUAGGAGGAAGUUACAAAAGUUAGAGGGUUUUGAGGGAAAGGCACUCUCAGAAUUGGUAGAAGUGGCUCAAAAGGUCUUUAAUAACCAGGAGGAUCCCCCGGAACUAAACAAAAGAAUGGCGAAAGGUUUGUUGGCCAUGGGAGAAAAGCCCCCAAAAGGAACAAACAAGUCCAUGACUGGGACCAAAGAUAAAAGACCUUCCCUAGGAAAAAAUCAACUAACAUUCAGGGAGCAACUGGUAAAACUAAGGCCUACCCCAGUCACAGGCGACAUAACGGACCUAGGAAAACAAACUUUGACCCACUCCUUUUUGGUCAUGCCUGAGUGUCCUUACCCACUGCUUGGGAGAGACCUUUUACAUAAGUUACAGGCCCAGAUCUCUUUUGCAGGUGAAAGCCCAACUGUGACUUUUACCAACAGGAUUCAGCCCCCUGCUAUUUUACUUGUCCUCUCACAGAGGGACAUAUACUUACCACAGCCCCUGGGAGCCCCAGAACAAAUGUCUAACCAGCUUCUAGAAAUAUGGAAAUUACAAAUACCUGAAGUUUGGGCGGAGGACAAUCCUCCCGGCUUGGCUUCCCAUCAGCCCCCAAUUGUGGUAGCCCUCCCUCCCACUGCUGUGCCUGUGCGAGUCCGACAGUACCCACUGAGUCAACAAGCUCGGGAGGGCAUAGCUAAACACAUCUCAAGACUGAGACUCUUUGGGAUCCUGGUCACCUGCAAGUCCCCCUGGAACACCCCGCUGCUCCCAGUCCAGAAGCCCGGCACCAAUGACUACUGGCCUGUCCAGGAUCUCUGAGAGGUAAACAGACGGGUGGAAACCCUUCACCCCACUGUACCCAACCCAUACACCCUCCUCAGCCUUCUCCCUCCUGAUAGGACUGUGUAUUCUGUCUUGGAUUUAAAAGAUGCCUUCUUUAGUCUUCCUUUGGCACCGGUCAGUCAACCCAUUUUUGCUUUCGAAUGGACUGACCCGUUAACUGGGGAGUCAGGACACUUAACCUGGACGUGGCUCCCCCAAGGAUUUAAGAAUGCCCCCACCCUGUUUGAUGAGGCUCUAAGCAGAGACCUUCAGGAUUGUCGUGCCUUCCACCCACGGGUGACUGUUCUCCAAUAUGUAGAUGAUGUUUUGGUAGCCGCAGAUACCCAGAAAACAUGCCAAGAGGCAACGGAGGAUCUCCUACGAGAAUUAGCCUGCUUAGGCUACCGGGUCUCCGCUAAGAAGGCACAAUUGUGCCAAACUAAAGUAACAUACUUGGGCUAUGUUAUCGCCGGGGGCACCCGAACGCUCUCUGAUAGCUGCAUUAAGGCCAUCCUAAACAUACCCCCACCCCAGUCCAAGCGACAGAUACGAGAGUUCCUAGGAACUGUGGGGUACUGUAGAAUGGAUUCUGGGGUUCACAGAAAUGGCUCAGCCACUGUACGAGGCCACCAAGGGAGACACAUCUGA